Callorhinchus milii (elephant shark) is the source of this 8483-nucleotide messenger RNA. It is a transcript of the gene otog, whose product is annotated as otogelin. The coding region runs from base 1 to 8376 and encodes 2791 amino acids. The record is from RefSeq and is a predicted model, not a curated record. Gene Ontology annotation, biological process: L-arabinose metabolic process. Gene Ontology annotation, cellular component: extracellular matrix. Gene Ontology annotation, molecular function: protein binding; alpha-L-arabinofuranosidase activity. The transcript is spliced from 54 exons. NCBI's taxonomy places the organism in Eukaryota, Metazoa, Chordata, Chondrichthyes, Chimaeriformes, Callorhinchidae.
AUGUAUGAAAAUGGGAAGUUUUUUUUAGAUGAAGUGGAAAUGAAUGAAUGUCAAUUGGUUUUAUCCAUUGGAAAUGAAUACAAGAUUCCCAAUGUAGGCUACAACCGUGAUUUAAUCUGUCGGACUUGGGGUCAGUAUAACUACGAGACUUUUGAUGGUCUUUACUAUUACUACCCUGGAAACUGCACCUACACACUUGUAAGGGAAUGCCAGCAAAGUGAGCACAGCUUUUUAAUACAGAUACACAAUGACCCAGCCUGCAAAUCGUCGUCCUAUUCUUGCCAACGAUCGGUCAGUUUAUACUUUCCCUAUGAGGGUGAAAUUCUUCUGCAAAACUACCAAGUCAUCCAUGAUGGUCAGAGUGUUCAGCUACCUUUCGAAAGAGGAAAUGUGAAGUUUGAGAAGAUAGCUGGAUACAUACUAGCCACACAGCACCGGGAAUUUUCGCUCGCAUGGGACGGCACUUCGGGGGUGUAUAUAAAGAUGACCCCAGAAUACGCUGGAAGAACAUGUGGGUUGUGUGGUAAUUUCAAUGGAGAUAUGCAAGACGACCUGUACACCAGCUAUGGUAUAUUAACAGACAAAAUUGCUAUCUUUGGAAACAGCUGGAUGGAGAACAGUCCGGGCCAGAAAUCUUGUCAUAUCACCCCCAUCAACUAUUCACCGCCUUGUUCUGAACAGAACCCCCAAAUAAUCAAGAAUCUAAGGAACAUCUGUGCAAUACUUCUUGGGGAUCCAUUCACCCGCUGCCAUCAUUAUGUCAGCCCUUAUCCAUUUGUGGCCAGCUGUUUGAAUGACCUCUGCAUGUUUGGGGCUGAUGAUGCAACGCUAUGUGGAGUGCUGACAGAGUAUGCAAGGUCCUGCGCUCAGGCUGAUCACCCACUGCAUGAAUGGAGGAAGCUCUUCAGCCACUGCGUGAUGACAUGUGAAGGUGAAUUUGUGUUCCGCGAGUGUAUUGACUGCUGUCCUGCAUCGUGCGAGCAUGAGAAGGUGUGCAUCGACAGUGAAUUCCAGUGUCUGGAUGGAUGCUACUGCCCUGAAGGUUAUAUUUAUGAAAAUGGAAGCUGUGUGAGACCCACUGAGUGCUCUUGCGUGCUCCACGGUCAGCUCUUUGCACCAGGAUCAACUGUGCAGGAGGUGUGCAACAGCUGCAUUUGCAUUGGAGGCACCUGGAAUUGCACGGAUCAUAUCUGUCCAGCGGAAUGCUCUGUGACAGGCGACAUUCACUUCAUGACGUUUGAUAAACGGGCAUACACCUUCCAGGCCACCUGUCAGUACAUCCUAGCCAAGAGCCGCCACUCUGGAAAGUUUGCCAUCAGCCUCCAGGACACUCAUUGUGGGACAAAUCUGGACGGUGCCUGUAUCCGGUCAGUGAGCCUUGUGGUCGAUGAGGAUCUCAAGCAACAGCUGACCUUGACUCAUUCAGGAGAGGUGUACCAUGGCAAUCAGUACAGGCUCAGCCUGCCUUACAGAGAUGAGUUAUUUGAAGUCACUGAGCUCUCCUCUGUGUUUGUGCAAGUCAAGACAGACUUUGGACUGCGCCUGCAGUAUGACAGAGAGGGGAGGCGCCUGUACAUCGAAGUGGAUGGGAGGUGGAAAGAAGACACCGUUGGGCUGUGUGGAACGUUCAAUGGCAAUAUUCAGGACGAUUUCCUGUCGGCGGCAGGGAUGGUUGAAAGCACACCUCAGCUCUUUGCCAAUUCCUGGCGAAUCUCCGGCGGCUGUAACCCCAGCACCAACAUUCCCGAGGUGGACCCGUGUGACAUGCACCAGCAAGCUGCCUCCUACGCUACAGAGAAGUGCAGCAUGAUGACUGGGGAGCUGUUUGCCCCGUGCCAUCAGUACCUGAGCCCAGAGCUGUACCACCAUCAGUGUAAAGCUGACACCUGUAAAUGUGGGGAGAGCUGUAUGUGCUCCUCUCUGGCCCACUAUGCUCGGCAGUGCAGGAAACACGGUGUCGUGCUGGAUUUCAGACCGCACGUCUCAGAGUGUGCCCUUCAGUGUCCAGAUACAAUGGUGUACGGCACCUGCGUAUCAUUCUGCAAUCGGAGGUGUCAGUCUCUCUCUGCACCGGAGACUUGUGCUGGGGAUUGUGCUGAAGGAUGCAGCUGCCCUGAUGGUACAUAUCACAGCAGCAGAGCUCACGCUUGUGUGAAGAAGAGCGAAUGUCCUUGUUAUUUUCUGGGUGCAGAAUACUCCCCAGGAGAAGUGACAAUUCAAUCGUCAGGAAUGUGGAUUUGUUCUGAAGGUGUCAUGCAGUCUCAGAGUGCCAGCCUUGACAUUCAGUGCCCUCCAGGACAAGUCUACUUUAACUGUAGUCACUCUCACAGUGAGACGGAGUUAAGCAGAGGACCAGAAUGUAAAAAGACGUGCGAAAAUCUGCUGUUAAACAUCACCUGUUCCGAGCCUUCCCCGUGUUUGUCAGGAUGUGUUUGUCCACCUGGCCUCGUGAGACAUGAAGAUGAAUGCUUUAAGCCAGAUGAAUGCCCCUGCCUGUGGAAGGGAAAGGAAUAUUUUCCUGGUGACCUGGUCACAUCACCCUGUCAUUCCUGUGUUUGCCAGCAGGGAACAUUCCAGUGCACGUUUCAGCCCUGCCCUUCGAUGUGUACAGCUUAUGGUGAUCGCCAUUAUAAGACUUUUGAUGGACUCCUUUAUGACUUUAUCGGUGCUUGCAAGGUUUAUCUGGUGAAGAGCCUUGGAGAUUCACACCUGUCUAUCAUUUCUGAAAACACUGACUGUUACAACGGAGCUAUUUGUAGGAAGGCUCUGUCUGUCUCUAUCGGUCGUACUUUCCUGGUGUUUGACGAUGACACUGGACAUGCUAAUCCUUCCAGUGUGAUCGACCCACGGGAGAACGUUCACGUGUGGAAAGCAGGUUCUUUCACCGUGGUGCAUUUCCCCACUGAAGAGAUCACUUUACUGUGGGACCAAGGGACCACGAUACAUGUUCAGGUUGGCCCCAGGUGGCAGGGCAAGCUAUCAGGGCUGUGUGGGAAUUUUGACUCAAAAACAGCUAAUGAAAUGAAGACGCCAGACCACAUGGAAUCACCAAACCCCCAGGAAUUUGGCAACAGCUGGACUGCGAUGGAGUGUGUGAACAGCCCAGACAUCCGCAACCCAUGCAACGUAAACCCACUCAGAGAGCCAUUCGCCAAGAAGGAAUGUGGGAUAUUAUUGAGUUCGGCCUUUGAGUUGUGCCAUCCUGUGGUUGAUGUUACCUGGUUUUAUUCCAAUUGCCUGACGGACACGUGUGCCUGCAACCGGGGAGGAGACUGCCAGUGUUUCUGCACCAGUGUGUUAGCGUAUGCCCAUCUGUGCUGCCAGCAUGGCGUUCCCAUUGACUGGAGAUCACCUACAGUCUGCCCUUAUGAUUGCGAAUAUUAUAACAAAGUGUUGGGAAAUGGUCCUUACACACUGGUCACUUACUUGGACAAAGACACAGUGGUGGCGGCCGAUUCGUCAGGUGGUGUUUUUCCAGCGACAGGAGAAUUCUCCAGUCUAGGAAUAAUGUCCCUAUUUAUGCUGACUCCAGGACUGUACUCACCUAAACUACAAGAUGGAUCUCUCGUCUCACUGGAAGCAGCUGACAGACCAAAUUAUUUCCUUCGCGCUGGGUCAGAGGGGAGCCUGCACCUCACUAAGUGGCAAAAGAACCAAACAUUUCACAGGGAGGCCACGUUCACGAUCCACAGGGACGCCUGGGUCUCAGGGUUCAAUACUUUCGAAUCAUAUGCGAAGCCAGGGUUCUUUGUCCACCAGAUGAAAACCUCACUCCAUCUCAUGAGGUACAAUCACUCAGAGGGCUUCAGGCAUUCCACGCUCUUCCGGCUGGCAGAUGCAGAUAUUCUGUCCCCAGCACAUUCCACCUGUGAGUGGCGGUACGAGACAUGCGCCAGCCCUUGUUUCCGAACCUGCCGAGACCCAACAGGCAAGACUUGUCUAACGCUACCAAAUGUUGAAGGCUGUGUACCGCGGUGUCCACACAACAUGAUGCUGGAUGAAGAUACACAAAGAUGUGUUUAUCCAGAGGACUGUAAGUUCCUUAACAGCCACAACCUCUCCUUCCACAAUGGCUGUAUCUUCAUCGACCUCAAAAGCCACAACCAUAAUCUCCCCUUCAUCCUCAGCGGUGAAGAUCAUCUCUUCUCCCACAUCUUCAGCAACCACUGCCGUAAGCUCUUCCUCAUUCUCAGGUGUGACCAUUACCACGGGGUCUCCUUCAACCUCGGGGACCACCAAAAGCUCUACCUCGACCUCAGCCUCAAUUGUAUCCUCUCACUCCACCAUCUCCACAUUCUCACCGUCAACCGUGAUGACCACAAGCUCUUCCUCAGUCUCAGGAAAGACAAUGGGAGCUUUUCCUUCUUCCAUUACCUCUCGCUCAACCGCAACCACACAAUCUCCCUCAGUCACAAGUGCAAGGUCUCUCUCUACUGUGACCACCUCUCCCUCCGCUCCGGAACUGACGGGCACCACAAUCUUCACAUCUCCAAAGGUAAUGUCACAGACAAGACCGACGACAGAGCAAGUGUUGGAAUCGGCCGCCUCUUCAGCCAAGGUAAAACGACAAGCUACCCUUUCACCACAUCACAGUCCACUGGAAAGGCAGAGCCACCAUCUAAGCUUACAACCUCAGCACCAACAUCCUAUCUUGGGGCGGCUUUAUCUACGCACGCUAUGCUGCGGUCAACCACUGAGGGAGCGACGGUGACCACUUCUGCUAGGGUCUCGGCAGAACGUAGCGAAAUGAGCUCGGCAACCACAGCACACACCGGUGGGACGGAAAGGACCACCAUCACGACCCAAACACCAGGUGGCAUAUAUCCAAUGUCAACAGCGAUGGCCAAAGAAGCAAAAGCUACAGUUGGACCUGUGGCGCCUGGGCCUGGAGUAACGGCAGUAACACCUCACACCACUCCCGCGUCAGAGAUCAUCUCCAAAACAACGGUGUCCCGAGUCACAGUCACUCCACGUCGAACAAGUGCAGCCACCCUCAGGGUUUCAUUGUCAUCACCACCGGGCACCCCAGGCACCACUGCUUCCACAAGCAUCUCCAUCACGGAGAAGGUCACACUGUCUGCCACGGCCUCUCUGUCCGGGAGGACUUUACACACAGGAGCCCCCACAAGACCAGUCACCACCAGCGCUCGUCCAGGAUGGGUGGCCACAGCAUUGGAGCCGCUAGGUAUAACAGAGCCUGCAGCCAGGGUGUCUGUGGCAACCAAACCCUCAACAGCAGCGGUGACCGAAACAUCCCGAAGCACAGGAUUGUACCUGACAACGAUCAAAACUAUUGCAAAGAUAACCACAGCGCCAGCAGCACGUAGCACUGUUACACCAAUUACUCCAGCCCCAACAUCUGGACAGCUCAUUAGCAUCACCCGACCUUUGAGUCAUGGUGGGGCUGUUUCCUCCGAAUAUUGGACCGUGUCACACAAAGAGACCCCAAGCACGUCCGUCGCUUCCAAGUGGCAGCCGUCCACUAUCAGCACCUCACCAGCCAUUCCUUCCACACCUCACGCUUUGCCUCUGCCUAAUGCCACCACAGUGACGAUCAUUGCUCCUAGCACUGUCCUAACCCCUUCGCCCACCGCAUUCACAGCUUCCAGAGCCACCCGUCCAAGUGAAACUAGUCCUGCAGCCUAUUUGAGUACGUCUAAACCUGUUGCAGGCACAACAACACACUCAACGACUCACAUGACAGCUUUGACUGUCCCUCCGACCAGUCCAUGCACGACACCCUUUCUCCAGCAACAGGACGACUGCAUUCAGCACAUUUGUGUAGACGGGCACUUAAUCCAAGUGAACAGGUCACAGAACUGCCAGUACAAUGUGACUCCACCAAGCUGUGGCUUCCUGGGAUUUGCUGUGCAGGUGAACGGUGAUAAAUGCUGUCCACAGUGGGAUUGCCCAUGCCGCUGUUCCAUUUUUGCCAACCUGCACGUGAUCACAUUUGACGGAAGCUACUUUGGUAUCUCUGGAGCAGCUUCGUAUGUUGUUGUCUCUUUGAUGAACGAAACCGUUACCGUCGAAACCAGCAAUUGUUUCUCCCAGCAACUGAUCACGGCAAACCAGUCCUUAAUGAACUCCACCUCUCUGUGUCUAACGAAGCUCAAUAUAACUCAUCGAUCAAACCAUGUCAUUGUCGACCGGGAGCUGAGAAGGCUGAUCGUUAAUUCGCGCUACGGCUACACUCCCUUCCGGAGGUUUGAUUUUGAAAUCGUAGACACCGGGAGUAUGUAUACCAUCCUCACCCCAGCUGGCGUGAGCAUCCAGUGGUUUCACAGCACAGGAAUUAUGGUCAUCGAAACUGGCACUCCUAACAAAAAGCUCACCACCGUGGGGCUGUGUGGUUACUGCGAUGGAAAUCCCACAAAUGACCUGACCUUGAAAAAUGGGACGGUCUUGAAGGAGACGGACGACCCCGUGACCUUCGUGGAUGACUGGACGGUGCCCAGCACAAGAACCGGGAUGAGAAUGAGUCGGCGGCUUGAGGUCAACUGCACGACCAGCGACUGCUCUGAGUGCUUCAGGAUGCUUCGCAACGAGACCUUCAGUGUCUGCCACUCCCAGGUUUCUCCCGAGAUGUUCUGUGAACUCUGGGUGAGGGACUCCGUCUUCGUGAGCAAUCCCUGCUCGGCUCUCGCUGCCUACGUCGCGGUCUGCAACAAGUUCAACAUUUGCAUCGAGUGGAGGAAAUCGGAUUAUUGCCCCUUCCUGUGCCCGGCCCACCUGAUGUACCAGGCAUGCGUGCCAACCUGUGAGGCCAAGACCUGCCAGAACAGGAUCUUCUUCCCCUCGGAGGAUUCGACCUGCUCCAUCCUGAGUGAGGGCUGUGUCUGCCCCCAGGGCACCAUUCUCCACCGGCCUGACUCCACCCUUUGCGUGCCCGAGGAGAAGUGCGCCUGCACUGAUAGCUGGGGGCUUCCUCGAGCCGCCGGCGAGACGUGGAGCGCGUCGCUGGACGGCUGCUGCACCUACCGGUGUCUGGAGAAUGGGACCAUCAACACGGUGGACCUGAACUGCUCGUCUGUCCCCGUCUUGGCCUGCCACCGCUUAGGGGAGGUGAUGGUCAACCUGGCCAGUGAUAGAAGCUGCUGCCCACAGAAAAUCUGCGUUUGCAAUCAGACAGUGUGUGAGCGUUUUGCUCCCCAGUGUGGAGAUGGAGAGAGGCUCGUCUCUCUCUACAAGUCAAAUUCCUGCUGCCCCGAUUACUUUUGCGAGUGUGAUCCAGACAAGUGUGAGUCAGAUAUCCCAGUUUGUCAAGAGGACCAAACUUUGAUUGCGACCCGCACCGAUGGAAGCUGCUGCCUGGCAUAUAUUUGCAUGUGUGGUUCCUGCUCGGAUGAGAUUCCCAGCUGCCAGGAGGGUGAAAUCCUCACCGUGAACGACACCACCACUGAGAAGUGCUGCCCGUCCUAUCACUGUGUUUGCGAGACCUAUCGUUGCCCGGAGUUCAAAUGCCCCCAUGGAACGAAGAUGGUCCAGUCUUGGAGACCCGACCAGUGCUGUCCACUACGUUCCUGUGAAUGUGCGUGCGAUACGCUUCUGAAACCUCAGUGCCAAGUGGGUGAGGUCUUGCAGAUGGACGAGCAGCACAGAGAGACCACAGUGGAUCAGUGUGUUUGCCCGAAGUACAAGUGUGUGAAUGACCACGUGUGCGUGGACGGAGGGAGAGGCGUGCUGCGUCCCGGACAGACCAUUGUGGAGCACAUGGCGGACAGUGUGUGCCACACCACGCAAUGCACACAUCAUCAUGACAACGUGACCGGCUUCUAUCAGCUCAUAGUCACUGCAGUCAACUGCUCGUCACAUUGUAACACGAACCAGGUUUACAUUCCCCCGACGGACCUGACAAGGUGUUGUGGAAUCUGUAAGAACAUUUCUUGCCUGUUUAAUAUGGAAAAUGGGACCACAGCCAUGUUCGAGCCCGGAGCAUCGUGGAUGUUUAAUUGUGUCAUGCACAACUGCACCGAGAUGGCUUCUGGUCCCACCUUGAUCAUCUCGCCUCUCAGCUGCCCUCCUUUCAACGAGACAGAGUGUCUGAAGAUUGGAGGCUCAGUCAUAACCUACUUGCAUGGCUGCUGUAAAAGCUGUAAAGAAGACGUGAAAUCUUGCCAGAAGGUGGUUGUUCGGAUGACGAUACGGAAGAAUGACUGCAGGAGUAACAGACCUGUGAACAUAGUCUCCUGUGAUGGGAAGUGCCCCUCCGCCAGUAUUUACAACUACAGCAUUAACACGCACGCCAGGUUCUGCAAGUGCUGCCGGGAAAUUGGGCUGCAGAAGCGCACAGUACAGCUUUACUGCAGCGGCAACUCCACCUGGGUCAAUUACACCAUCCAGGAACCGACAGAGUGUUCCUGUCAGUGGUCCUAAACAUGGCCAGUAAGACACCGAGUGGGGAAUAAUUCAAAGCCUUAUCACUUCACAAUACAUCUGGAAACGCUUCACAGAACGUUUUGUAAAGUGGAUUUGGACUCCUG